AUGCCUGUAAAGAAAAGGACGAAUGCUAUUAAAAAAAAGAGUGUUACAUUUUCUGAUGACACUACAGUAACACAAAAUGAACAUAAUAAGAAAGAUAAGGACAGUGAACAUCCACCAGUAUCUGUGAAGAAAACUAUUUUUACUAUUCCAAUCCAUUUAUUAGGUCUAUUGUACUGCUACAUAUUUGUAUCUGAAUCAUUUGAUACAUUAAAGUUACUAUGUGGACUAAUUCCAACACAAAUUUUAUAUGUGAUAUUGCAAUUUAAUAGAAAUACAGUUUAUGGUAACAAAAGAUUGAAGGUCAAUGUAUUACUAAUCUUCAUUGCAGUAUUUGCUGCUCUUGGUGUGAGUUUGCCUAUAAUGUUAGGCAUUAUUUUGUUUGGGGCACCGUUGAUAGACAAGAGCAAGGAAACACUUUUAUUGGCGUUGCAUGCUAGUUUCUUGGCAUAUCCUGCAAUUUAUUCUGUAUUCAAUUGUAAUUUUAAAGUAGGUACAUGGAAAAAAUAUUUUAUUUUUAUAAUAUUGGGCGGUUGGAUCAGUUGUAUUGUUAUACCACUUGAUUGGGAUAGAGAAUGGCAAGCUUGGCCAAUUCCAGUUGUUAUAGGGUCAUAUAUCGGUGCAUUCUUUGGCUAUAGUACCGGCUCAUAUUUCCUAUAG
Molecule: messenger RNA, 657 nt
Organism: Tetrapisispora phaffii CBS 4417
Lineage: Eukaryota; Fungi; Ascomycota; Saccharomycetes; Saccharomycetales; Saccharomycetaceae
Gene: GPI11
Product: mannose-ethanolamine phosphotransferase GPI11
Exons: 1
Coding region: 1-657 (218 amino acids)
Biological process (GO): GPI anchor biosynthetic process
Cellular component (GO): endoplasmic reticulum membrane
Source: RefSeq, a predicted model, not a curated record